Messenger RNA from Cynocephalus volans (Philippine flying lemur), 3165 nucleotides. RefSeq names its product adaptor protein, phosphotyrosine interacting with PH domain and leucine zipper 2 (gene APPL2). Gene Ontology annotation, molecular function: protein binding. Gene Ontology annotation, cellular component: endosome membrane; cytoplasm. The transcript has 21 exons. NCBI's taxonomy places the organism in Eukaryota, Metazoa, Chordata, Mammalia, Dermoptera, Cynocephalidae. Bases 192 to 2180 code for a protein of 662 amino acids. The record is from RefSeq and is a predicted model, not a curated record. Gene Ontology annotation, biological process: signaling.
UCUGGCUCGGCUUGAGGGGCUGGGCUGGGAGGAGGACUGGCGGGCGGGUGGCUGCGGCCACUGGCCAGGCGUGGGCGCACGCAGGGCAGCCACGGGCACGGAGCGUCCGCCGCGCAGCCAGAGCCUGGUGCACCCUCGGCGGCCGCGCCUCCUGCCCUCCGUCUUUCCGUCCGGCCCAGCCGCGCCGCACCAUGCCCGCCGUGGACAAGCUCCUGCUAGAGGAGGCGUUGCAGGACAGCCCCCAGACCCGCUCUUUGCUGAGUGUAUUUGAAGAAGAUGCCGGCACACUCACGGAUUAUACCAACCAGCUGCUCCAGGCAAUGCAGCGCGUCUAUGGAGCCCAGAAUGAGAUGUGCCUCGCCACUCAACAGCUUUCUAAGCAACUGCUGGCAUAUGAGAAACAGAAUUUCGCUCUUGGCAAAGGUGAUGAAGAAGUAAUUUCUACACUCCACUAUUUUUCCAAAGUGGUGGAUGAGCUUAAUGUUCUCCAUACAGAGCUGGCUAAACAGUUGGCAGACACAAUGGUUCUACCUAUCAUACAAUUUCGAGAAAAGGAUCUCACAGAAGUAAGCACUUUAAAGGAUCUCUUUGGACUUGCCAGCAACGAGCAUGACCUCUCAAUGGCAAAAUAUAGCAGGCUUCCUAAAAAAAAGGAAAAUGAAAAGGUGAAGGCUGAAGUUGGAAAAGAGGUGGCAGCUGCACGGCGGAAACAGCACCUUUCAUCCCUUCAGUACUACUGUGCCCUCAACGCGCUGCAGUACAGGAAGCGGAUGGCCAUGAUGGAGCCCAUGAUAGGCUUUGCCCACGGACAGAUUAACUUUUUCAAGAAAGGAGCAGAGAUGUUUUCCAGAAGGAUGGACAGCUUUUUAUCUUCUGUUGCAGACAUGGUUCAAAGCAUUCAGGUGGAACUGGAAACCGAAGCAGAAAAGAUGCGGGUGUCCCAGCAAGAAUUACUUUCCGUCGAUGAAUCUGUUUACACUCCUGACUCUGAUGUGGCUGCACCACAGAUCAACAGGAACCUCAUCCAGAAGGCUGGUUACCUUAACCUCAGAAACAAAACAGGGCUGGUCACCACCACCUGGGAGAGACUUUACUUCUUCACCCAAGGCGGGAAUCUCAUGUGUCAGCCCAGGGGGGCCGUGGCCGGAGGCUUGAUCCAGGACCUGGACAACUGCUCGGUGAUGGCGGUGGAUUGUGAAGACCGGCGAUACUGCUUCCAGAUCACCACUCCUAAUGGAAAAUCGGGAAUAACCCUCCAGGCAGAGAGCAGAAAGGAAAAUGAAGAGUGGAUAUGUGCAAUAAACAACAUCUCCAGACAGAUCUACCUGACUGACAACCCAGAGGCAGUCGCAAUCAAGUUGAAUCAGACGGCUCUCCAAGCAGUGACUCCCAUUACAAGUUUUGGAAAAAAACAAGAAAGCUCGUGCCCCAGCCAGAAUCUGAAAAAUUCAGAGAUGGAAAAUGACAAGAUUGUUCCCAAAGCAACAGUCAGUGCUUCGGAAGCAGAACAACUGAUUGCACCUGGAACACCGAUUCAGUUUGACAUUGUACUUCCUGCCACAGAAUUCCUUGAUCAGAACAGAGGCAGCAGGCGUAUCAACCCUUUUGGUGAAACCGAAGAUGCGUCAUUUCCAGAAGCAGAAGAUUCCCUUUUGCAACAGAUGUUUAUAGUUCGGUUUUUGGGAUCAAUGGCAGUUAAAACAGACAGCACCGCUGAAGUGAUUUAUGAAGCGAUGAGACAAGUGCUGGCUGCGCGGGCUAUUCAUAACAUCUUCCGUACGACAGAGUCCCAUCUCAUGGUCACCAGUCAAACUCUGAGGUUAAUAGAUCCUCAGACUCAAGUAUCAAGGGCCAAUUUUGAACUUACCAGUGUCACACAGUUUGCUGCUCAUCAAGAAAACAAGAGACUGGUUGGCUUUGUCAUCCGCAUUCCUGAAUCCACAGGAGAGGAGUCUCUGAGCACUUACAUUUUUGAAAGCAACUCAGAAGGCGAAAAGAUAUGUUAUGCUAUUAAUUUGGGAAAAGAAAUAAUUGAGGUUCAGAAGGAUCCAGAAGCAUUGGCUCAAUUAAUGCAAUCCAUACCACUAACCAAUGAUGGAAAAUACAUAUUGUUAAAUGAUCAACCAGAUGACAAUGAUGAAAGUCCAAAUGAAAACAGAGGUGCAGAAUCUGAAGCAUAAUUCACUUGUGCUGUGGGGGAAGAGCACACAGGAAGGAGAGCUACCUCCUUAAGGGUCUUCAACUUCUCUAAUACACAGGCACACUGACCUGAUUUCAGAAUGCCAACGAUCGUUUGUGGAAUGUACUCUCAAUGCCUUGGUACUGAGACUUGGGAGGGAAACAGUAAGAAAUGGUUGACCCAUGUUCCUACUCAUCUACAAAUGUUAUUUUAGGUGCUUUGUGGUAAGUCCUUUUCUUAGAUUACAUUGUUCAGUGCUCAGAGUGAAAGUUAUGAAAAAAUGCACUGUUCAUUUGAAUUUCAUCUCUUUUCAGUUUCCAGUAUCCUUUUUAAAAAAUGGUAAAAGCCUAGAUUUACAAUUUGAUAAACACUAAAUAUUUCCUAUUAAUAUAAUCUAUUUUUGUAUUUUACUUAAUAAGCUUUAAGUGCCUAUCAUUCUGAAAAUUAUGUAUUUAUAAUCCAGCUUGUCUCAUAAUUGGACCUAAUAGCGUUCUGCUUUGAGGCCCAAGCACUAGUAGAGAUGCAGGUCUAGUUUUGAUAAUUGUUCCAGACAUCAUGCAAUGAAAAGACUAGCAGAUGAGUUCCACAAGAGACAUUUAAUUUUACAGUAGCACCUUACUGAACCAGCAUUCAGAACUUUCAAGUUCCUCCUAAAUACGAUUGUUUUUAGUGGUGUAUCACUGUGAACAGGGUGCCAGCUCUACCAGUUCCUGUUUCUUCUGAGCCAGACCCUCAAGGAAGGGACCGAUUGAUUUUAAAACUCACUUGAAGCACAGCUGGUCAUGGGGCUUAGUAUAAAGUUCCUAUUUCCACCCUGAUCCUUCCAGUUCCUAGAAUCCCAGCCCACUCUCCCUUCCCUCCCAUACCUAUGAAAUAAGUAUAAUGAUCUUGAAUUGAAACAGUGUGUUUAACUGUAACCAAGUUCAACAGACUAUCAUUAUCUUUGUAAUAAAUUAACAUAGCAAUAAAAAUUGUUUCUUUCUUUG